AUGUGUACCGGGGCGUGCUCCAAGUUCGUGGCCAUCCCGCUCUACGUGCUGGUGCUGGUGUCCGUCGUCUGCAACAUCCUGCUCUUCUUCCCGGACUUCGAUACGAAGUAUGCACAAGAUGACGGCGAGACGACCCCCCGGCUCACCGCCGAGGUCAAAUACAUGGGCGGCGUGAUCGGAGGAGGCAUCAUGGCUCUGAUUCCCGCCAUCCACAUCCACCUGACCGGCACCAAGACCUGCUGCGCAAACCGCUGUGGGAUGUUCCUGUCCAUCGGCUUCGCCGCCGCGGGCGUGGCGGGAGGCGUGUACAGUCUGGCCGUCGCCGCUCUGGGCCUCGCUAACGGACCGACGUGUCUCGGGGUGUCGCCCUCCAACCCACUCCCGCACUGGGGAACGCCCUUUGCGAACAGCAGUGGCUCCUACCUGACGGACCAGUCUCAGUGGGCUUUGUGCUUCGAGCCAAAGGACGUGGUGCAGUUCAACCUGGCCCUGUUCUCUACCCUGCUGGUGGCCGCCGGCCUGCAGAUCAUCCUCUGCUCCAUCCAGAUGGUCAACGGCCUGUUCGGCUGCAUCUGUGGAACCUGCUCGGGAAAGGAGUAAGAAACACGAAGACCUGGAGAAGGCCUGCAGGGGACCUUCAUCACCAU
Salarias fasciatus (jewelled blenny) is the source of this 647-nucleotide messenger RNA. It is a transcript of the gene tm4sf21b, whose product is annotated as transmembrane 4 L six family member 21b. The record is from RefSeq and is a predicted model, not a curated record. Gene Ontology annotation, cellular component: membrane. Bases 1 to 600 code for a protein of 199 amino acids. The transcript is spliced from 5 exons. Lineage: Eukaryota; Metazoa; Chordata; Actinopteri; Blenniiformes; Blenniidae.